AUGCUGCGGUGUUUGCGGUGUUUUCGCCGUCGAAAGGCGCAGGAAGACGGGGGACAGACGACGGAAGACGGCGGCAGUGCCACAGCGUUCGUCCCGGCGCACAGCAGUACCUUUGCAAGUGGACAGCUCGACAAGUCACUGGUGGAAACCGCUGCAACGUUUGAAGACACGUAUGACACGCUGUACCAGGUUGGCGAGGGCAAGACGGGUCAAGUGUUUGUCGUCAAGAAGAAGAAGAAAGGGCCGCAGCAGUCGCAGCUUCAGAGUCGCGCGGGAGCUGCCGAGCCGCUGGCAGAGAACCAGCUGCGCGAACGCGAGUGGGAGGACCACGAGGUCGCGGCGAAGGUCGUGCGACAGGAGUACCUGUCGACACCGAACCGAGUGGCAGCGCUGCAGUCCGAGUUGGCCAUCUUGGCGCGCGUGCAGCACCCGGGCAUCCUCCGGCUUCGACAGGUCUUCCAAGACGACGACAAGGUCGUCAUUGUCACGGACAGGGCCCUGGGCGGUGAACUGCUGGACGCCAUUGCGCGACCAGACGCCCCUCGACUGCGGGAGUGCGACGUCGCUGAGAUCGUCCGUCAACUGCUGCGUGUCUUGGCGUACUUGCACUUGAACGGCAUCACGCACCGUGACGUGAAGGUCGAGAACAUCCUGUGCAAGUCGACGACGUGGCAGGACGGCGUCGUGCUCAUUGACUUUGGCUUGGCGCACAUGAGCACAGUUGGCGACGGUAGUGCUGAGAUGUCCGGCAUGAACGGCACGCCCCAUUACAUGGCGCCCGAAAUGUUCCGCAAGACGGGCAGCUACGACUGUGCGAUCGAUCUCUGGGCACUUGGCGUCGUCACGUACAUCCUCUUGUUCGGGCGCUUCCCGUUCGACGCCAAGUUCCUGUCGCAAGUCGAAGACAAGAUCAGUCAAGGCGAGUUCGCGUACCCGGCCGAGCUCACGGCGCAGGUGUCUCCGCAAGCCAAGAAGUUCAUCGAGUAUUUGCUCGUGCGGAACCCAGGGGAGCGCCCUCCAGCGGCCCUUGCGCUGCAGCACCCGUGGCUUCAGCCGGAAGCUGCACCGAGCACGGCCUUCACGACGGACCACAUGACGGCGCUCGCCAAGUUCUCCGAAGGCAAGAAAGUGUUUACGCCGCCAGCCACUUGCACGGAGGAGUACUUGCCACCUGCGCCUGUUGCAAAGCAAGAGGGCAUCACACACGAAGGUAAAGUGAAGAACGGGGCAGCGCGUGAAUAA
Hyaloperonospora brassicae is the source of this 1242-nucleotide messenger RNA. NCBI's taxonomy places the organism in Eukaryota, Oomycota, Peronosporomycetes, Peronosporales, Peronosporaceae. The record is from the annotation of a GenBank genome assembly.